AAAACAUAAAGGGGAUAUUUUGCUUUUUGAUAUCACAAGUACUUUGAGAAUAAAAAAACAGCUGUGAUGUUUUCAGGAUCAGAUUGGCUGAGACAUGCACCAAGUUACACUCCACUAUAGGUCCUACAUAUAUCAAUAAAACUUGGAGUAUGUUAAUAUCUCAAAGCCAGGUCAUUAACAGCGCCAAUGUCAACCUAAAAUGUGAUAAUCUGAGCAGGAUAAGUUUAAGGUUGUGUGGCAGGAUGUACUGAAAAAACACACUGACUUGCUCGAUAACCCCCUCCCUCAUGCUUUCAAUCUCAGUCACACCCAUUCAGACCAUGUUUCCUGCCUCCUCCACAGAUCUGCAAGUUUACUGAUGGGUACAACCAACAUGUCGUGCAGUGCAACUGAUCUCAAGCCCCAUUCAACAAUUAACAGUGAGGAAAUGCAGCUCAGUUUUGGUGUGGAUCAGUUUCCUUUCAUGAGAAAAUGAAACUGUUUGGUGAAAUGGCGCAGCGAGGAGUUCAGCUGGACCAGGACAAACUCUGCUGUUCAAUCUGUCUGGAUUUACUGAAGGAUCCAGUGAGUAUUCCCUGUGGACACAGCUACUGUAUGAACUGCAUUAAAAGUCACUGGGAUGAAGAGGAUCAGAGAGUCCACAGCUGUCCUCAGUGCAGACAGACGUUCAGACCGAGGCCUGUCCUGGUGAAAAACACCAUGUUGGCAGAUUUAGUGGAGGAACUGAAGAAGACUGGACUCCAAGCUGCUCCAGCUGAUCACUGCUACGCCGGACCUGGAGAUGUGGCCUGUGAUUUCUGCACUGGGAGAAAACUGAAAGCUCUGAAGUCCUGUCUGCAGUGUCUGGUCUCUUACUGUGAGCAGCACCUCCAGCCUCACUAUGAAUCUCCUGCCUUUAAAAAACACAAACUGGUCAAACCCUCCAGGAGGGUUCAGGAGAACGUCUGCAGUUGUCAUGAUGAGGUGAUGAAGAUUUUCUGUCGCACUGAUCAACAGUGUAUCUGUUAUCUCUGCUCCAUGGAUAAACAUAGAGGCCACAACACAGUCUCUGCUGCAGCAGAAAUGACUGAGAAACAGAGAGAGAUUGAGGUGAGUCGAGAAAAAAUCCAGCAGAAAAUCCAGGACAGAGAGAAAGAUGUGACGGUGCUUCAGCAGGAGGUGGAAGCUAUCAAUCGCUCUGCUGAUAAAGCUGUGGAGGACAGUGAGAAGAUCUUUACUGAGCUGAUUCAACUCAUUGAGAAAGGAAGCUCUGAUGUGAAGCAGCAGAUCAGAUCCCAACAAGAAACUGAAGUGAGUCGAGUCAAAGAGCUUCAGGAGAAACUGGGCAAAGAGAUCACUGAGCUGAGGAGGAAAGACACUGAACUGGAGAAACUCUCACACACAGAGGAUCACAUCCAGUUUCUACAGAGUUACAUCUCACUGUCAAUCUUAGUGAAGCUACAGACUCAUCCAGUGUCAAUAUCCCACCUGUGCAGUGCUUUGAUGGUGUGACUACAGUGGUAUCAGAGCUCAGAGAUAAACUACAGGACAGU
This is a messenger RNA of Lates calcarifer (barramundi perch), 1532 nucleotides long. Its product is annotated as E3 ubiquitin/ISG15 ligase TRIM25-like. Lineage: Eukaryota; Metazoa; Chordata; Actinopteri; Centropomidae. Gene Ontology annotation, molecular function: zinc ion binding. The record is from RefSeq and is a predicted model, not a curated record.